Messenger RNA from Sapajus apella (tufted capuchin), 1149 nucleotides. Its product is annotated as speedy protein E3-like. The coding region runs from base 1 to 1149 and encodes 382 amino acids. The transcript has 6 exons. Gene Ontology annotation, biological process: positive regulation of cyclin-dependent protein serine/threonine kinase activity. Gene Ontology annotation, molecular function: protein kinase binding. The record is from RefSeq and is a predicted model, not a curated record. NCBI's taxonomy places the organism in Eukaryota, Metazoa, Chordata, Mammalia, Primates, Cebidae.
AUGGCCAGGUGUCAACUGCAGCCGCAGCUUGAUGAGAGGAGCCCCCAGCCUAGCACCUUGGGGUACUCCCUCCUGGAGGUGAUAGAUGAUGAAGUGCCAGGACCAUCAGUCCCUUGGGUAGAUCCCAGCACCCCGAGUAAGUUCCUUUGCUGGAACAGGAAGAGGGAGUGGUCGGACCAAUCUGAGGAGGAGCCCAAGGAGGAGACAGAGAAGGAGCUCGCCCCUGAGCCUGAGGAGACCUGGGUUCUGGACACCCUGUGUGGGCUCAAGAUGAAGCUAAAGCGACGGCGAGUGUCACCCAUGCUCUGUGGGCACCCUGAGGCCUUCAACAGGCUGCUUGGUGGACGACAGCAUCUUCUCAGAGCUGUUCUCUGCUCCCGACUGCUCCCCAACCUUGAGAAUACAGAACACACUCUGCUGGGUCCUAGUCGAGUCUGGAAGAAGGCUUUGGACAGAACAGGGACCAGGUUCUGUGGGAGGGAACAGAGUUUGGGAGAGAUCAUGGCCAGCUGUCAACCGCAGCCCCAGGUUGAGGAGAGGAGCCCCCAGCCUAGCACCUUGGGGUACUGCCUCCUAGAGGUGGUGGAUGAUGAAGUGCCAGGACCAGCAGAUCCUGGUACGCCUAAUAUCCUUUGCUGUAAAAGGAAGAGGGAGUGGUCGGACGAAUCUGAGAAGGAGCCCGAGGAGGAGACAGAGAAGGAGCGCGCCCCUGAGCCUGAGGAGACCUGGGUGCUGGGCACGCUGUGUGGGCUCAAGAUGAAGCUUAAGCGACGGCAAGUGUCACCCACGCUCCCUAAGAACUACGAGGCCUUCAACACGCUGCUUGUGGGAAAUGCCCCCCAGUGGAAGUGUUACACGGUGGCCUGCUUUCUUUACUCAUCUCCUUGGGAAGGUCCCAGUUCGCCUUGGUUCCUUUGCCAUAAAAGGAAGAGGGAGUGGUCGGAUGAAUCUGAGGAGGAGCCCGAGGAGGAGACAGAGGAGCGCACCCCUGAGCCUGAGGAGACCUGGGUGCUGGAGACGCUUCAGGGGCUCAAGAUGAAACUAAAGCGACGGCGAGUGUCACCCGUGCUCCCUGAGCACCACCAGGCCUUCAACAGGCUGCUUGGUAAGAGGACACCCCAGAGAGCACCUCCAAUCCUGUUCUUUUAA